Molecule: messenger RNA, 3039 nt
Organism: Nomascus leucogenys (northern white-cheeked gibbon)
Lineage: Eukaryota; Metazoa; Chordata; Mammalia; Primates; Hylobatidae
Gene: HNRNPA3
Product: heterogeneous nuclear ribonucleoprotein A3
Molecular function (GO): RNA binding
Source: RefSeq, a predicted model, not a curated record
GUCACGUGACGACUGGCCCCUCCUCUUCCUCUCGGUCCCAUAUUGAACUCGAGUUGGAAGAGGCGAGUCCGGUCUCAAAAUGGAGGUAAAACCGCCGCCCGGUCGUCCCCAGCCCGACUCCGGCCGUCGCCGUCGCCGCCGGGGGGAGGAGGGCCAUGAUCCAAAGGAACCAGAGCAGUUGAGAAAACUGUUUAUUGGUGGUCUGAGCUUUGAAACUACAGAUGAUAGUUUAAGAGAACAUUUUGAGAAAUGGGGCACACUCACAGAUUGUGUGGUAAUGAGAGACCCCCAAACAAAACGUUCCAGGGGCUUUGGUUUUGUGACUUAUUCUUGUGUUGAAGAGGUGGAUGCAGCGAUGUGUGCUCGACCACACAAGGUUGAUGGGCGUGUAGUGGAACCAAAGAGAGCUGUUUCUAGAGAGGAUUCUGUAAAGCCUGGUGCCCAUCUAACAGUGAAGAAAAUUUUUGUUGGUGGUAUUAAAGAAGACACAGAAGAAUAUAAUUUGAGAGACUACUUUGAAAAGUAUGGCAAGAUUGAAACCAUAGAAGUUAUGGAAGACAGGCAGAGUGGAAAAAAGAGAGGAUUUGCUUUUGUAACUUUUGAUGAUCAUGAUACAGUUGAUAAAAUUGUUGUUCAGAAAUACCACACUAUUAAUGGGCAUAAUUGUGAAGUGAAAAAGGCCCUUUCUAAACAAGAGAUGCAGUCUGCUGGAUCACAGAGAGGUCGUGGAGGUGGAUCUGGCAAUUUUAUGGGUCGCGGAGGAAACUUUGGAGGUGGUGGAGGUAAUUUUGGCCGUGGUGGAAACUUUGGUGGAAGAGGAGGCUAUGGUGGUGGAGGUGGUGGCAGCAGAGGUAGUUAUGGAGGAGGUGAUGGUGGAUAUAAUGGAUUUGGAGGUGAUGGUGGCAACUAUGGCGGUGGUCCUGGUUAUAGUAGUAGAGGGGGCUAUGGUGGUGGUGGACCAGGAUAUGGAAACCAAGGUGGUGGAUAUGGUGGAGGUGGUGGAGGAUAUGAUGGUUACAAUGAAGGAGGAAAUUUUGGCGGUGGUAACUAUGGUGGUGGUGGGAACUAUAAUGAUUUCGGAAAUUAUAGUGGACAACAGCAAUCAAAUUAUGGACCCAUGAAAGGGGGCAGUUUUGGUGGAAGAAGCUCGGGCAGUCCCUAUGGUGGUGGUUAUGGAUCUGGUGGUGGAAGUGGUGGAUAUGGUAGCAGAAGGUUCUAAAAACAGCAGAAAAGGGUUGAAUGAGAACCCUACUUGCCUAAAUGAGGAAUGUCUUUCCUACCAUCUAAAAUACGAAGGUUUCUGGCUGGGUAAGGUUUGUAGUUGACAGUAAAACCUGAUGACACCAUUUGUUUCCCUGCAAGUCUACAUUACAUAUUUCACAACUUUGUCCCUCUCUAGUAGGACAUUGGUAAAAUUCUUCAACUGAAAACUACCUUGGCACCAUGCCCUACACAUUUUAAACCUUAGUUAAAAAUUGCCCUGCAAAAUAGCCAUAAGUAUUCAUAUCAAGUCAGUUGUGACCCCUUGUGUAUACAAUUCAUUAUUAGUGUCUUUAGGGUAAACUCAAUUUUUGGUGAAAGAAAGUAGCUUCAGCUUUCGUGAAAACCGUUUUUGUGUGUAAGCAUGACACACAACAGACUCAGUAAGCUGCCAAUCCUCAUACUAGGAAAACACCUUCAAAGGAACAUUAAAAGUUACCAGGGCCAGGCACAGUGGCUCACGCCUGUAGUCCCAGCAGCACUUUGGGAGGCCGAGGCAGAUGGAUCCCGAGUCCAGGAGUUUGAGACAAGCCUGGGCAACAUAGCGAGAGCCUGUCAACAAAAAAUAGAUUAGCUGGGCUUGGUGAUACACAUCUGUAGUCCCAGCUACUUGGGAGACUGAGGUGGGAGGAUGCCUUGAUCUCAGGCAGUCGAGGCUACAGUGAGCUGACUGCCCCACUGUAUUCCAGCCUGGGUGACCCCCUCUCAAUAAAGAAAAGUUACCAGAUGUCAUGGAUAAAGGUUGGUCUUCAAAUGGCCUCCCAAGUUCUCUUGCAUAUAAAUUCAGGGAAUUCAUUGGACCAAUAGGUUACAUUUUCGUUCCUUUUUUUGUUUUGGUUCAUCUGUUAAGCAGUGGGGGCCUGAUUAGUGCUCCCUUGUAAAAACAUUUUCCCAAAGAAUACUGAAUUACUGUUCAAACUGGUUGUUGAUGGGUAAUAAGGGCUGUUUUUGCUGCCCCAAAAGGGCUUAACAAUUUAGGUGGUUAGUUUACUUAAAAAAAUCCUUUGGAGACAAAUACUGAAAAUGCAAACUAGUUUCUAAAUUAUCAGUUCUCUACAUGAAGAAGCAGUUUGCCAGUGUUUAGUCUCAAAAAAAUGACUGGUUGACUAUCUAAAUCAGGACCCAAUUUCUACGUGUGUUGAAUAAGGUAACAGCCUUUGAUGAAUUUCCUUCACAACAUGGUUUUAGUGAAGCAAACAUUUUUAUUUUUUAAGGGCAUUGUUCUUUCUAGUUUAUUUCUUUUUAUGAAAUAAAAGUAUUUUAUUUAAACAGUUCCAUUGUCGUUUCUGAAAACUAUUCUCAAGUUGUAGGAGCAGUAAAAAAAAAAAAAAGUUGUUAUAUAAGUGAUUGGGGCAGAUUUAACUGAUUUUGUUAAACCAAUUUGUAAGUUACUGCUUCUAAUAUUACACUUCUAAAAAGCUGAAUUUAUACUCAUGUCCUAAAGGAGAAUAUGUGGUAAUAAAGUAUAUUUGUUAAGUAACUAAUUGAAAUAGGCUUGGUUUUAAGAGUUCCAGUAUAUAAUAGUCACAAAUUGAAACCUGACAGUAUCUUGGGAGUUCCAGUAAUGUCACAAAUUAGUGAAUGAGCAUGCCAGUGUGCAAGGGUAAUGUAAGGAUUGUUAGCCUAUCUAAAUACUCGAAAUUACUUUAAAACUUCAGUAUGUUUUCUGAUUUUUAAGAAUUCAGAAGUGUUCUGUAAUGGAUUCAGAUGUUUCAUUUGUAGUAUAAUGAAAUGUUUACAGAAAGAUAACUUUUUCAUUAAAAUAUUUUUAGAAAUGUG